Molecule: messenger RNA, 4035 nt
Organism: Eublepharis macularius
Lineage: Eukaryota; Metazoa; Chordata; Lepidosauria; Squamata; Eublepharidae
Gene: PSMD5
Product: proteasome 26S subunit, non-ATPase 5
Exons: 10
Coding region: 1-1527 (508 amino acids)
Biological process (GO): proteasome assembly
Cellular component (GO): cytosol
Source: RefSeq, a predicted model, not a curated record
AUGGCGACGCCUGGGGUGGAAGCGGCGCUGGAGCUGCUCAGGCGGCUGUCGGGGCUGCGAGAGCCGACGGAGGAGCUGCGCGACUUGCGCGUGGCGGUGCAGGCUUUGGCGCCCGGCGCUCUCCGGGAGCGGGGUCCCGUAUUCCCCGUGGAGGGGCUCUUCGUUCUCAUGGCGCGGGGUGACAGUGAACAGAUCUCCUCAUGUAUUGUGAUCCUGGAGCGGUUCCUGCAAGCCAUGGACCCCUUAUAUGUAAUUCGAAACUUUGGAGAACAACUUCAGAAAGGCCUCUUCCAUCAGCAUGAUUCAGUCAAAAUUCUUACUAUAUCUCAGGUUGGAAGGAUAGUUGAAGACUCUGAUGCUGUUAAAGAAAUCCUCAACACUCCAGAAUUGCUGAGGCAGAUCAUUUAUUGCAUUGCCGCAGAGAAAAUAUCGGUGGCCAAGGAGGCUAUCAAGUCUCUGUCAAGAAUAGCACAGUCCCCCGAAGGGUUGGAGGCACUGCUGGCCGGCAACUUGCUGGUUGACUUGAAAAACGUGAUGGCCAAGAGCGACGUCAUACGCUACCGAGUGUACGAGCUAGUUGUCAACAUCGCCUCAGUGUCGGCAGAUUCUCUGAACUACUGCGUGAACAGCGGACUGCUUUCGCAGCUGAUUGGGGAGCUGACGGGGAAUGACGUGCUUGUCAGAGCUACCUGUGUCGAGAUGGUGACGUCUCUUGCCCACACUCAUCACGGGCGUCAGUACCUUGCCCAGCAAGGAGUCAUCGACAAGAUAUCCAACAUUAUCAUUGGGGCAGACUCUGAUCCUUUUUCCAGCUUCUACUUGCCAGGCUUUGUAAAGUUUUUUGGGAACCUUGCCAUAGUCGACAGUCCAGACCAGAUAUGUGAGCAAUACCCCAUCUUUAUGAAGAAGGUCUUCAGCAUGGCAGAAGGCCACGACCAGACCAUGUAUGGUGUUGCUGUGGAUACGCUUGGGAUCUUGGGGUCGACGGUGGAGGGAAAGCUGGUCUUGCAGAAGAUGGGGAGGCGAUUUCAUCAUGUGCUAAACCAAAUGGGCUGUCAAGCAAAAAGUGCCCCAACAGAGCUGAGGGUCCGAUGCCUGGAUGCCCUGGCAUCUCUUUUGUAUUUACUGCCAGACCAGCAGACAGAAGACCUCUUGAGAAUGACAGAGUCCUGGUUCUCCUGCCUGUCUAGCCAGCCUCUGGAACUCAUCAGGAGUAUCAGUACACAGCCAUUCCCUGACCUCCACUGCGGUGCCUUACGGGUCUUCACUGCCAUCGCUAACCAGCCCUGGGCCCAGAGGAUGAUGGUGGCUAGCCCAGGCUUUGUGGAAUAUGUCGUGGACAGAUCGGUGGAUCCCGAUAAGUCUUCCAAGGAAGCCAAAUACGAACUUGUCAAGACCCUUGCCAGUUCCAAGACAAGUGCGGAGAUCUUUGGGAACCAACAUUUUUUAAAGCUUCGGGGUUAUAUGCAUGAAGGGCCUUAUUACGUCAAGGCCAUUUCGACCACAGCUGUGGAAGGGGCCGAUUAACAUCUGCCAAGUGACAAAUUCCUUUCCAGUAAUUCCAGGAAUGGCAGAUUGGUGUCAGACUCCUCCAGAACAGGGAAUUUGACUUUAUGGGUGUGCAUGGGAGGAAAACAUCUGAGGAAGCAAUUGGCGUGUGUUUGUGUGUGUGUGUUAAUUUGAAAAGAGAUAACUGGGUAGAAAUGUUAAGGACCACGUUAGUUCAUGCCUUUAUGCCGUGGAGUAAUGUAACAAAACUUAUCUGGCUCCUUAGUGGCAGAGUCGGAUGCUUUAACAUGACAUGUAUCGGCUGGUUCUUUUUAUGCUUUUUUCAGUGUGUUGGAGUGUGCAUGUGUGGGGGAGUGCCUCCAUUUAACCAACCCGAUACAGUGGAGAGGCCAAAUUUGAAUACUGAAUGCAAUUCAGAAGGGGUGUUAUGUACUCUGACCCUAAAUGUAACUGCAGUUCAGGGAGACUCCUUCAGGCCUGUGAAACAGGUGAGUCUGCUCUACGUGGAGGGGACAGCUUGGUCUGCUGUAGCCAGCAGUGGCCUGCCUGUGUGUUGGCUUCCGGGUAAUAGUUUUUAUGUGGCAACACAUCCCACUGAUCUUAAUGGAGCAAAGCCAGGAAACACUCAUGGGAGCUGUUUGUGAUGGUACCUAUUACUAGGCUGCAUCCUUUUGGACUGCAGUGGGCACAUCAGUGUUUACUCAUCUGCGUGAACUAUUAUGUGCAGCGUUGGUAUGUACAGGAAAAGCUUACUCUAGAACGUUAUUCCUAAUAGCCCAGUUCUGUAUAUGCAAAGACGAUUGUGUCCUCCCCCACUGUCAGAAAUGGUGCAGCUCAGCAAUGGAUACACUGCGCAGACCUUCAGCUAGCCUGUAAUCUGCUGAGUGUGUGUUAGAUUGGGGUCAGAAGUCACGUUGCUGGAUGGAAAUCUUGACUUGAAUCCUUAAUUCUGAUUAUGGCACUUCUCAGAGAAACUGAAAUUUGAAUCAGGGGAGUUCUGUGACACUGAUUUACUGGAACUAUAGAUGAAAAUGGGUGCAGCUUCAAAAAUCCUAAGACCUACCCUUUUUGACUACGUUUGGAAAACAAAACACAUACGUCCGUGUUCCAUCUUUAAAAGCCACUAGGAUUCUAAGUAUAGCUUUCUUUGAUGUAAAUUGUGUGGAGGCUUGUUUCGCUUUAAAUGACCACAGUCUAGUGCAUGCUAAUUAGAGCUGUGUAUCUGUUCAAAGUUUAGCUUCGCUGGAUUUUGACCAGUGCAUGAGGGUUGGGGACCUUAUAGCUGCUUUUCAAUACCAAGUUAUUUCAGCAGUAGAUGAGUCCCUUGAUUGUUUCUCUUAAAAGAGCACUUCUUCCAUGUGUGACGAUCAUGAUGUUGUACUUUGGAUUUUCUUCUAAUGGUAUGGAUUAUCGGCAUAGAGUCAUUCCGUUAGGAAGCGAUGCCUAUUUAUCCUAUUGCUGUUGGUGAGUCCCUACACUUGUAUCCAAAUAGACUGAUGGAGCAAGACAGCAUUAGCUGCCUUUCAGCAGGGCAGAAUGAACCUUUUCUGACUGCCCCUGCAACCAGUGGUGCUAGGCAACGAUUUGACAAGGCCCUGUGUCAGCAUCCCACGUGGUGGAAAAGAAAUUUUCACUGGGCAGGAGGAACGGAUUGGAAAGGAAGCGAGUAAUAAAAGAACUUCUUUUAGUGGUCACAAGCUGAGCAUUUUUCAAGCUAGAACUGGAUCCAGGCUACACUGCCGCUGCCAGUGGAAUCUCUGUGUUGGUCUCCACCUUCCCUGUCUUCUGUAGCUUCAAGUACCUGUGAUGUUACUUUGUCACGUCUGUGUGUUUCUCAACAUGACAGUGUUGUAGUGUGUAUUUAUGAUGAUGCAAGGAGGGACGUGAGAACACAGCCCUUAGUAGCCUACUCCUUAUUAAGCUAGAUUAUAAACUCUCUGCGCCACCCUUGCUGCCUUUAUUGAUGUGAUCACUUGUAGGUGUGCAGCUUUGGACUGACAAGGGGGGAGCUUGUUGCAGCCGGUGUGGGAUCCAAAAUACCUCUCUUGAGUGUCAAAAUACUUCCAUCAUUUUGGGGGAUGAUGGCAUGGCUUGCAUCUGGAUUCUGUGCAGCUGUGGUUCACACGAUCAUCUUAUCAAAACACUUGGCUAAGGUGGCCCACCUCUCUAGCACGAGAACUGAAUCUUUUAGAUCACACAUUCAACCGUAAUUGGGCUGUUUCAAAAGGAGUUUAAUGGUGGCAACCAGAGACAGGCAAGUCUAAAGUUUCCAUUCAUAGGAACACAAUGGUAGUAUUCAAACUAGCUCUCUGUCUAGCGGAUCAUUACUUCUCAUACCAAGGCAUAGGAUAAUAGGAGCAUAUUAUAGAAUUCACUAUGCUAUUCCUAGGCAACGGAAAGGGAUUGUAUCCAUGUUGUAAUCAUGCUUGUUUCUUCAAGGGUAUAUGCUGUUCUAUAACCCAGUGUAUCAUUGGUACUUCACCUCUAUGAUGCUUUCAAAGAACUUCAGAUAAACAAGUAAUUCUA